GCAACUAUGUGUCCACCACCUCCUCCUCCUGUGCCUCCACCACUCUGUGGAAACCAGCCUUCAAGUGUUAAUCCUCCACCGUGUCCCCAACAUGCUGCAGUCCCUAUUCCCCGUGAUGAACGGUAUCCAAUCCCAGAGACAGGUGGUCCACCGCAGCAUCAUCACACUCAGGAUGGGACCACUCAGCCUGAAGAGCAAGAGGACACUCAGUUUGAGGAUGAAGAGAAAUAUCAUCCAGUUCAAGAAACAAACCCCGCACCUCAGACCAACGCAAACCCACAGCUCUCUGAGGUAGUAGUUGUAGAGUCAGACGGAGUGGUCAAUCAGGCGGACGAAGCUGAAGACGACUGACUGCCAUGAAGCAUCCAAGUGACUUUCAUAAUAUGUGUUAUCCUCACUUACAGUGUYAUAAUACUAUUCUUAGAGGUAAAACAACCAUUUUCAAAUGCCCAUACGAAAUGUUUGUGGUUACAGUGUACCUUUGCAAACAAAACGGGGCUCAAAGACGUUUGAAAUACCAACUUCUGAUUCGAUAAAAGCCAAAGAAAGUGCUUCAGGAACCUCUUUCUUCGAACCUGAAUAGUAAUCAGCCUGAACUUUUCCAUUGUAGGAAAAGGAUUUCAUCAAGUAAAUGAAAAAUUAUUUAUGUUUUGUUCCUUAAAUGAACACUAAAUGUGAUAUAACUUAAAGUUAGAUGGAGGAAAGAAUGGGGGAACUUGAGAUGGUUCUGUUGUAAGUUCAGCCAGCUCUCUGAACCAGAUAUUUUAAGAUCUUACUGGCUCUAAAGAAAGCUUCAGACAUUGAAGUUAGAGCUCUUAGGCACAGUAGACUGGUCUUCUCAUGCUGGAGAUUAAAGAUACUCAUUGCAAACAUCGAAAAGAAAGGUUAUCAAAUAGUGCAACUUGAAAGAGUUUAGUUGUCCA
Molecule: messenger RNA, 923 nt
Organism: Austrofundulus limnaeus
Lineage: Eukaryota; Metazoa; Chordata; Actinopteri; Cyprinodontiformes; Rivulidae
Product: zinc-finger homeodomain protein 10
Source: RefSeq, a predicted model, not a curated record